AUGUGUAAGCAGUCGCAUUUUCUACGAAAAUGUCCACGUUUUCUGCGGCUUACGCCAAUCAACCGAAAAUCAUUGGCAAAAAAGGCUCACUGGUGUACUAAUUGUCUAGGCCAUUCUACUGGAUCAGCAUGUGUAAGUACUAAGACAUGCUCCACUUGUGGUGGUAAACACCACACUCUUCUACAUCUCGAUACAUCAACUCCAUCGCCGACUACAUUGCAUCCUCAUACAAACAAUUUCGAGCGAUGUUCCCCUCAACCGGCAACGAAAUUUCCAAAUGUUUCGCUUGCUACAAAUAAUUUAGUUCAUUCGAAUCAUACAGUGCCUCUCGUCACAGCGUUAAUCGACAUAUCCGACAUCCACGGCCAACUCAUACGUCUUCGUGCCUUAGUAGACCAAGGUUCACAACAAAUGACAAUCACAGAAAUAGCAGCUCAACGUUUAAACAUUCCUAUUACUCCAAUUUUUAUAGGAUAUCGACCAAUGGGUGAAUCACAAUAUAAAAUUACUAAUAAAGGCAUGAUUAUCGAAAUACAUUCAAUUGUAGAUCCGAAUUUUAAAGUGCAAGCACUUGCUGCUAUUAUUCCUUCAAUUUCAUCUGCUUUACCAUUAAAACCCAUCAAUGUAAAAUCAUGGAAUCACAUCAAACAUUUACCACUUGCGGAUCCACAUUACGCUGAACCCGGUCAAGUCGAUCUAUUGCUUGAAAUAGCCGAAUGCAUUAAACGAUUCCAAGAACUGGAGCAAGUUCCAACCUAA
Rhagoletis pomonella (apple maggot) is the source of this 759-nucleotide messenger RNA. RefSeq lists its product as uncharacterized. The record is from RefSeq and is a predicted model, not a curated record. Bases 1 to 759 code for a protein of 252 amino acids. Lineage: Eukaryota; Metazoa; Arthropoda; Insecta; Diptera; Tephritidae. The transcript is spliced from 2 exons.